AUGAUAGAGAGUAAACGCUCGAGAACCGAUGCAAUUGGCGGAAUUGGCACUACAAAGAGGCAAAAAACGUUGAUGGACUUUGCACGUACACCGAACAAGAGUGUUGCAGCUUCUACAGAUGGUGAGGUCUCGAAAAAGAAGGAGGUGAAUGGCAAAAACAGUAGUUUGGGUGAAGAAAACGGGAAAAAGACUGUUGGUAAAACUGAAUUCCGUGAGAAGCUGUCAGAUCGAGAAAUCGAGCUAUUGCAGCUGGAGCUCGAUACACUUGACGAUGCUUGGUUCGCCAAAUUAGGGUCCGAGUUUCGUAAGAGCUACUUUCUGAAGCUUAAAGAAUUCGUGUGCGAACAGCAGAGAAAUUUUACGGUUUUUCCGCCAGCUACAGACGUUUAUUCGUGGACCAGACUCACGAAGUUCGAUCAAGUCCGCGUUGUCAUUAUAGGACAAGACCCGUACCACAAUCACAACCAGGCCCACGGGUUGGCCUUCAGCGUGCGGUCGCCCAUACCAGCACCGCCUUCGCUCAAAAACAUCUACAAAGAACUGCGCGAAAACAACUAUCCAGACUUUCAAGUUGACGGCAAGGUUGGCGAUCUGACCCACUGGGCCCAGCAGGGCGUGUUACUACUGAAUACGUGUCUCACAGUCAAGGCACACAAUGCGAAUUCGCAUUCCAAGAGAGGCUGGGAGCAAUUCACCAAACGUGUGGUUCAACUUAUAAUAGAGGACCGCAAACAAUCUCAAGAGCCCUUGGUUUUUCUUCUUUGGGGGAAUAACGCAUCGAAUCUCGUGAAAGGAUUACUUGGCCAGGUUCCUGAUAAUUUUUUGGUGCUGAGCUCCGUGCAUCCGUCACCUCUAUCUGCCAGUAGAGGGUUUUUUGGCAACAAACACUUCAAGAAGAUAAACGAUUGGCUCUACGCCAGAAAUUACAGCAUGAUAGACUGGAGUGUGGUUCCCGGAAGCUGUAUCAAUGAGGUUGAGAAAAAGAAUCUGGUUUUGGACCUGUAA
Messenger RNA from Lachancea lanzarotensis, 1005 nucleotides. It is a transcript of the gene UNG1, whose product is annotated as LALA0S10e06106g1_1. The record is from RefSeq and is a predicted model, not a curated record. The transcript has a single exon. Gene Ontology annotation, biological process: base-excision repair, AP site formation via deaminated base removal; base-excision repair. NCBI's taxonomy places the organism in Eukaryota, Fungi, Ascomycota, Saccharomycetes, Saccharomycetales, Saccharomycetaceae. The coding region runs from base 1 to 1005 and encodes 334 amino acids. Gene Ontology annotation, molecular function: uracil DNA N-glycosylase activity. Gene Ontology annotation, cellular component: nucleus; mitochondrion.